Malassezia japonica is the source of this 1926-nucleotide messenger RNA. RefSeq lists its product as uncharacterized. Lineage: Eukaryota; Fungi; Basidiomycota; Malasseziomycetes; Malasseziales; Malasseziaceae. Gene Ontology annotation, molecular function: transmembrane transporter activity. The transcript has a single exon. The coding region runs from base 1 to 1926 and encodes 641 amino acids. The record is from RefSeq and is a predicted model, not a curated record. Gene Ontology annotation, biological process: transmembrane transport. Gene Ontology annotation, cellular component: plasma membrane.
AUGGAGCCGGCUAUGCUCGCCGCACCACCCGAGACUGGGGGAGUGGAUGCAGCUGUAUAUGCUGCAGAGCGCAAUGCACAGGAGCAUGGGCCGAAUAAGCGUACCGACGGACGCGGCAAGGUGCCGCGGCACGGCCGGCGGAGCACCGAGCCGCCGCUCGACGCGCAAGUCGCGCCCCGUGCUGAUAUGAUGAGCUGGAGCACGCACAUUGAUGCGGUCGCAGAAGAGACGCCGCUCGUCUCGCUGCGUGCGGGACCGAGCCACGAGCGGAGGCGCACGCUGUCGCUCCUCGCGCUGUACGCAUCCAUAUUUACCAUGGCGAUGGCCAUGUCGCUCGACGCGAUGUCGUUCAAUCUCUACUUGAACUAUGCGUGCUCCGAGUUUAACGCACUCUCGUCGAUGGGCACUGUGAUGAUUGUGCAGCAGCUUGUGCGUGCGAUCGCCAAGCCGCCCGUCGCGAAACUGUCGGACGUGGUGGGGCGCAUCGGCACGCUCCUCUUGGUUCUCGGGCUGUACGCCGGAGGCUACGCGAUCAUGGCCUCUGCGACAUCGUUCAUGAUGCUGCUCGGGGGCACGAUCGUGCAGUCGCUCGGCGCGACCGGCGUCCAAGUGCUGCAGUCGGUGAUCAUCGCCGAUACGACUUCGGUGCAGUGGCGUGGCCUGUUGAUCGGCACGGUCAACGUGCCGUACCUGGUCAACUUUGCGCUCGCGGGGCCGCUCGUCGACUUUGCGCUGCGCACGCACGGCUGGCGCUUUGGAUUCGGGAUCUGGGUGCUCGCCGUGCCGCUCUCGGCCGCGCCGCUCUUGGUCACGCUCCUGGUCGGCUACCGCCGGGCGCGCCGCCGCGCGCAGCGCAGCGCGCCGCCGCCCACGCCGAGCGUCUGGCGCGAGAUGGACUUGCUGGGCAUGGGCCUCUUUUCCAGCGGCCUCACCCUCGUCCUCCUCCCGCUUUCCCUCGGGGGCUUUUCUGCCGUGGCCGAAGGCUGGACGAGCGAGAGCCAGCAGCUCGUCGCCGGUUUCCUCCUGCUUGGCGCUUUUGCGCUCUGGCAGGCACGCACCGCGACGCCGUUUCUUCCGUACUCGGCGCUGUCCAACUUUACCGUGAUGGCCGUCUGCACGAUUGGCGCCUUGGACUUUGCUGGGUUCUACUUGUCGUGGACGUACCUCGCGCCGUUCAUCAUGAUCCUCAAGGACUGGGACCAGGUGCGCACGGCCUACUUUGUUUCUGCACAAAACGUCACGUCGACCAUCACCGGCAUCAUUGUAGGGAUGCUGAUGGCCUAUACGCGGCGCCUAAAAGGCUUCCUUACGUACGGCUACAUUGUGCGCGUGCUUGGCAUUGCGCUCAUGAUCCACUUCCGGUCGCUUGGGCACACGGCCGUGACGCUGGUCCUGUGCCAGGUCCUCCAAGGCAUCGGUGGCGGGUCGGUCGCGCUCACGAUGCAGGUCGCCGUGCAGGUCGCCGUGCCGCCGACGCGCGUCGCAGUCGUGACGGCGUUUGAGCUGCUCACCACCGAGGUCGGCGCGGCGGUCGGCAGCGCGCUCGCGAGCGCGCUCUUUACGUCGCUCCUGCGCCCGGCGCUCGACACGCACCUGCCCUAUCUUCCGCACACCGAGCUCGAUCGCAUCCAGGGCAACCUCGGCGCGGUACUCGAGUACCCGGUCGGCUCGCUCGAGCGCAUCGGCAUUACACAAGCAUGGGUCGACGUGAUGCGCACGCUGUGCAUCACCUCGCUGCUUGUGCAGGUGCCGGCGCUGGCCAUGACCUUUUUCAUCCCGGAAAUGAACUUGCACGAUAGCCACACGCACCGCCACCGUGCCGCGGACCCCGAGCGGGACGAGCCGCAUGGCACGCCGCUGGAAUCGCCCGCGCGCUUCCAGUCGCCGCCAUGGAGCCGCGACCGCCGGCCUGCGCCAGGAAAAUAG